AUGUCGAUACGGAUGGAAGGAAAUCAAGAUCCCGCAGUCGAUCUGUUGAGUCCGAUUCCAAAAUGUCUCAUGAUGGCUCAGUGCGAUCCAAAUCUAACUCCCGCUCAAGAUCAAGAUCUAAAUCGUCAUCACACUCUCGUAGUGUUUCACGGGCGUCAUCUCGCUCUGGAUCACAGAAGUCUCUUAGAUCUAGAAGUGGUUCAGCUAAUUCAAAUAGGUCAAGAAGUGGAUCUCGACAGUCAAACAGGUCGAGAAGUGGCUCUGCUAAAUCUAAUAGAUCCAGGAGUGGUUCACCUAAGUCAAACAGGUCAAGGAGUGGUUCAGCUAAAUCAAAUAGAUCCAGAAGUGGUUCAGCUAAGUCAAAUAGGUCAAGAAGUGGGUCUCCAAAGUCAAACAGGUCGAGAAGUGGAUCAGCCAGGUCAAACAGAUCUAGAAGUGGCUCAGCAAAAUCAAAUAGAUCAAGAAGUGGUUCGGCGAAGUCAAAUAGAUCAAGAAGUGGUUCGGCGAAGUCAAAUAGAUCAAGAAGUGGUUCUGCAAAAUCAAAUAGAUCAAGAAGUGGUUCGGCGAAAUCAAAUAGAUCAAGAAGUGGUUCAGCGAAAUCUAAUAGGAAAAGAUUCUAAAUCUAAGAGUGGUUCUCCAAAAUUGCGGAGUGCAUCUUUAGCUCGAUCGAGAUCAAAUAGUGAUUCACGAAAAUCUAGAAGUCGAAGCCGUAGUGGUUCGAAAUUGUCAAGACCAAGAAGCAAGUCUAGGAGUCGUUCGCCAAAUAUGGUCAUUUCCCCAACGCGUUCUCCUCGGCGUUCAAAAAGUAAAUCGGUAGAAAAGAUGGAUGUAGAUGGACAAGAUAAAACUACAGUGUCACCAGCUGAAUCUCGUGGCGGACGGUCGCGAUCAAGAUCAGCGUCAAAAGCUAAGUCAUCCAGAGGCAGAAGAAGUCGCUCUGGAUCCCGUAAAUCCGACUCUCGGUCUCGCUCGCCUAACCGAGUAUCCAAAUCCAGAUCUCGUUCGAGAUCCCGUUCUGGUUCUAGAAAGUCUAGAUCUCGUUCCGUGUCCCGUAAAUCCAAAUCACAUUCAAGAUCAAGAUCUAAAUCCCGUUCCCGGUCUAAAUCUCACUCCCGUUCUCGGUCUAGAUCCGGUUCUCGUUCCAAGUCGCGUUCAAAAUCUAGAUCUCGUUCAAGAUCAAAAUCAGGCUCCAGAUCACGUUCGCGGUCUCGAUCCAAGUCACGGUCACGUUCGAGGUCCAGAUCACGGUCCGGUUCGGCAAAAUCUGUGUCCAGGUCACGUUCUCGUUCCAGAUCAGGUUCCCGCUCUGGUUCUGGUUCACCCUCGAGAAAAGAUGCGAAGAAGCGUCGUACAGUGCGGUUGCAAUCAGAUGAUGAACGUGAAACGGCCCCAGUUGAGAGUGAACAAGUUGCAGAGCCCGCAGUUGAUAAGGCAGAAGACUCUUCUGAUGAUGAACUGGCGCCCGACGGUAAAAGCUCGGAAAUGAUGGGUGGAAUGUCAGAUUUCGAAAUAAUGCUGUCUCGUAAGCGAGAGGAGCGGCGCGGGCGGCGUCGCCGCAGGGAUAUUGGAAUUAUCAAUGACAACGAUGAUUUGAUAGCGCAUCUACUGCAGCAGAUGCGCACAGCAGCUGAGGAAGACCGCGAAUUGAAUAAACGAAAUCUGCCCGCCGUACGAAAGGUGUCGAUGCUUAAGGCGGCAAUGUCUCAACUAAUAAAGCGUGAUCUACAACUGGCAUUCCUAGAGCACAAUGUGCUAAAUGUGCUCUGCUCAUGGCUAGCGCCCAUGCCCAAUCGGGCUCUACCGUGUCUGCUUAUCCGGGAAAGUGUGCUAAAACUUCUUAUGGAUUUUCCCUCGAUAGAUAAGUCUCUCCUGAAACAGUCUGGUAUAGGCAAAGCAGUGAUGUAUUUAUAUAAGCAUCCCAAAGAGACGAAAGCCAACAAGGAACGUGCUGGAAGACUUAUUUCCGAGUGGGCCCGACCUAUCUUCAAUCUUUCUACGGACUUUAAGGCCAUGACCCGCGAAGAGAGGCAGGCGCGUGACGAAGCGAUGGCCGGUCAACGGCGUAGAGACGAAGAGGCGGGGCCUUCCGCUAAACGUGCGCGCACGCUUGAUGAACCCGACAGAACUGUGCGUCCCGGAGAACCUGGAUGGGUUGCGCGGGCGCGGGUGCCCCUACCCUCGAACAAGGACUACGUGGUGCGACCUAAGUCAACUUGCGAACUAGAUAUGUCAAGGGUAAGCAAGAAAAAGAUGACGCGGUACGAAAAACAGAUGAAGAAAUUUAUGGACCAGAAACGAUUGCGCGGUGGUUCGCGGCGCGCCGUAGAAAUUUCCAUUGAAGGACGCAAGAUGGCGCUUUAA
This is a messenger RNA of Leptosia nina, 2361 nucleotides long. NCBI's taxonomy places the organism in Eukaryota, Metazoa, Arthropoda, Insecta, Lepidoptera, Pieridae. The record is from the annotation of a GenBank genome assembly.